This is a messenger RNA of Penicillium taxi, 1119 nucleotides long. RefSeq names its product cytochrome P450. The coding region runs from base 1 to 1119 and encodes 372 amino acids. NCBI's taxonomy places the organism in Eukaryota, Fungi, Ascomycota, Eurotiomycetes, Eurotiales, Aspergillaceae. The record is from RefSeq and is a predicted model, not a curated record. The transcript is spliced from 5 exons. Gene Ontology annotation, molecular function: monooxygenase activity; oxidoreductase activity, acting on paired donors, with incorporation or reduction of molecular oxygen; heme binding.
AUGGUCUCGUUACAUACCCUUCGGGUUAAAUCAUUGCACGACGAGAGACGUCGGCUGUGGAGUACUGCAUUCAGCGACAAAGCUCUCCGUGGCUACGAGCAACGACUGCAGAAAUACCAACAAAAGUUAAUAGACCAUAUCAUACUGUUUAACGGUCAACCUAUCAACGUCAUAAAGUGGUUUAACAUGUAUAGUUUUGACUUUAUGGGCGAUUUGGCAUUUGGGAAAUCAUUUGACUUGUUGGAAAAUCAGGACUACGGAGCAAUUGACUUGUUCAAGAAUGCUUUUCAUGCCCUAAGCUUUGGCUUUCCUGCGUGGUUUCUCAGGCUCUUAACCGCAGUUCCAGGAUUGACUCGGGACUGGUGGAAGUUCAUUGAUUUCUGCGCUCAUCAGAUACAGCAGCGACUUGAAAAUCCUGUAGCCACUCCCGAUAUAACGUCAGCUCUAUCCGCACCUUUGAAUGGAAAAGAACCUACGCGCAAAGAAUGGGACCUACUACGUGGUGAUUCUCAGCUAAUUGUGGUCGCCGGCAGUGACACUACUGCAACCACUCUAUCGACCAUCAUUUACGAGCUCGCACGAAACCCCAGACAUAUUGAAUUACUGAGACAAGAACUUGCGUCGCACGUGGAGCCAUCGGGUGAAGUAUUAAACGAAAAUAUUGCCAAGUUGGAACAUCUGAAUGGAGUGAUAAACGAGGCACUUCGCUUACACCCUGUUGUUCCAACCACAAUACAGCGAAAGACUCCACCAGAGGGUAUCACCAUCGGUGAUGUAUUUAUUCCAGGGGACACCACAGUCAUAUGCCCACAAUAUGUGCUAGGAAGAAGUAAAGACGUUUACAAGAAUCCAAGCGAAUUCAUCCCCGAGCGCUGGUCGACCCGCCCAGACUUGAUCAUAGAGAAAAGCGCAUUUGCGCCAUUUUCCACUGGCCCUUACGGUUGCAUAGGUAGACCCUUAGCUCUACUUAAUAUUCGAACAACUAUUGCCAGACUGAUAACUACCUUCGAUUUAUCGUUCGCGCCUGGCGAGAAUGGUCAGAGAUUCGAGAACGACGCUAAGGAUGCCUUCACGAUUGGCUUUGGGGACUUGAUGAUUUCUUUUCGAAAGCGAUCUUAA